AUGAAGCAGAUUCAAGAAGCAUUGUCAACUCCAAUUGGUGCAGCAACUGAUUUUAAUGAGGAUGAACUGGAAGCAGAACUUAAAGAAUUGGAGAGUGCUGAGUUGGAAGAACAACUUCUUCAGCCAGCAACUACAGCUUUGCCUGCCACAUCGUACAUCCCAGCUGGGCGGCAACCUACACGACCUGUUCCUGCAAAGCCAACUCCUGAGGAAGAUGAAUUGGCAGUUUUGCAGGCUGAGAUGACACUUUGA
This is a messenger RNA of Lathyrus sativus (Indian pea), 252 nucleotides long. NCBI's taxonomy places the organism in Eukaryota, Viridiplantae, Streptophyta, Magnoliopsida, Fabales, Fabaceae. The record is from the annotation of a GenBank genome assembly.